Molecule: messenger RNA, 1599 nt
Organism: Apaloderma vittatum (bar-tailed trogon)
Lineage: Eukaryota; Metazoa; Chordata; Aves; Trogoniformes; Trogonidae
Gene: MDM2
Product: MDM2 proto-oncogene, E3 ubiquitin protein ligase
Exons: 10
Coding region: 4-1452 (482 amino acids)
Biological process (GO): regulation of cell cycle; negative regulation of apoptotic process
Cellular component (GO): nucleus
Molecular function (GO): ubiquitin protein ligase activity; identical protein binding
Source: RefSeq, a predicted model, not a curated record
CAAAUGUGCAAUACCAAGAUGUCCUCCCUUACGGAUGCUUCUUCUGUCACCGCUUCGGAGCAAGAGGCGCUGGUUAAACCAAAGCCACUAUUAUUGAGGUUGUUAAAGUUAGCUGGUGCAGAAAAGGACACUUUUACUAUGAAGGAGGUAAUAUUCUAUCUUGGACAAUAUAUUAUGUCUAAACAAUUAUAUGAUGAAAAACAGCAACAUAUUGUACACUGUGCAAAUGAUCUCCUGGGGGAUUUAUUUGGAGUAACAAGCUUUUCAGUAAAAGAACACAGGAGACUAUAUUCAAUGAUUUCCAGAAAUCUGAUAGCAAUCAAUCAACAAGACUCUACACUUGCUGACACACCUGAGGAUGCUGCCAGAUUUCAGCUUGAAGAAGAAAAUGUUAAGGAAUCUAUGCAAGAAUUAGAAGAGAAGCAGACUUCAUCAAAUGUGACUUCCCGACCAGCAACAUCUAGGAGGAGAACACACAGUGAAUCUGAAGAAAAUUCUUCAGAUGAUCUGCAUAGUGACAGAAGAAAACGACACAAAUCAGACAGCAUUUCGUUGACGUUUGACGAAAGUCUCUCAUGGUGUGUAGUCAGUGGUCUGUGCCGUGAAAGAAGCAAUAGCAGUGAUUCAACAGAUUCUCUUUCCAUUCCUGAUCUUGAUGCCAGUUCAUUAAGUGAAAACUCUGAUUGGUUUGACCACAGUUCCGUUUCAGACCAGUUCAGCGUAGAGUUUGAAGUUGAGUCUAUUUAUUCAGAAGAUUAUAGCCAUAAUGAAGAAGGACAGGAGCUCACAGAUGAAGAUGAUGAGGUAUAUCAGCUGACUAUUUAUCAGGAUGAAGAUAGUGAUGCCGAUUCAUUUGAUGAAGAUCCAGAGAUUUCUCUAGCUGAUUAUUGGAAGUGUCCCAAAUGUAGUGAAAUGAAUCCUCCGCUUCCGCGACAUUGCCACCGAUGCUGGGCCCUUCGUGAGGACUGGCUUCCAGAUGAAAAGGGUGAUAAAUUGCAAAAGGCCAAAUUAGAAAGUUCUGUCCCUCUAGAGGCUGAAGAAGGUUUUGAUGUUCCUGACUGCAAGAAAGUGAAAACGACUGAAGAUAAAGAACCAGCUGCGGAGGAGAGUGAGGACAAAGCGGUACAAAUUUCCGAAUCCCAGGAAAGUGAAGAUUAUUCCCAGCCAUCAACAUCAAGCAGCAUGUUCUGUAGCAGUCAAGAGGACUACAGGGAGCCUGAGAAGAGGGAAAUGCAGGACAAAGAGGAAAGCCCGGAAUCCAGCCUACCUGUUAUCAGCAUAGAGCCCUGUGUCAUAUGUCAGAGCAGGCCUAAAAACGGCUGCAUAGUACAUGGCAAAACGGGACACCUCAUGUCGUGUUUUACGUGUGCAAGAAAGCUUAAAAAGAGGAACAAGCCCUGUCCGGUGUGCAGACAGCCCAUACAAAUGAUUGUACUAACUUAUUUUAGUUAGAUGGAUAUUGACUGAAAAGCGGCUAAAAGAGCUUCAUAAACUGGUUAAGAGAGUAAGAAACUAUUUUUGUAUGCUUAUUGGAAAAUUUAAUAUUUUGGGGAUCUUUAAUAUGGUGGGGAAAGUAAGUGCUAAAAUAAAUGCACUGGA